UGUCAGCCUCCAUAAGAAAUAACUGACAGCAUGACAAAAGUUGCUGGCGGCGUCAGAUAGCUGUUUACGUUGUUUGUUUUUACAUAUUCACGGAUGGAGUUGGCGUGACAACAACCGAAAUGGCAUUUACUACUCGUUGUAGUCCCAGAUUAUUUCUUAAAUACCUAAAACAUAAACAUUUUAUGCUUAUUUCGCCAAAGGUUUUAUCGUCACCUCCAUCAAUUUUAGUGUUUUGCAAAAGACACCGAACAAACGGCAAAAAUAAGGAUCUGAGUUCACUCUUUCAACCUAUAAAGUUAAAUCCGUCAGACAGGACUGAUGACAUAAAUGUUGGUGCUGAACUUGCUGGAAUCUUGAAGAAAGAGGAUAUUCUGAAGGCACUAAGUGACUUUUAUCGCCGUCAAGAAAUCCGCAAACUUGCUCAAGAAAAUGGGCUUGACAAUCGGUUGUUUCACACAUCUUAUGUCAGUUUUCGAGGCUUCUGUGUGGAGUCUGAGACUCUUCCAGUCGAUCUGCACAUCGUCUUCAGUGAUAUUUCACAGGGUGCCGGUCAUGUAGAUGAUCUAUUUCCAUAUUUCUUGGAUCAUGCUAGAAUUGUAUUUCCACACCUUGACUGCAUGGAAGAUUUGAAGAAGAUCAGCGAUCUGCGCCAGCCGGCUAACUGGUACCCUGAAACUCGGAGAAAACAACGGAAGAUCGUCUACCACGCGGGUCCAACCAACAGCGGGAAAACCUACCAUGCUCUGCAGAGAUACCUGACGGGCAAGUCCGGUAUUUACUGCGGACCUCUCAAACUUUUGGUGUCCGAGGUGUUCCACAAGAGUAAUGAAGCUGUGAGAACUCCGUGGCAUGACAUGGUGACUGGGGAGGAGAAGAGAUAUGCUAUCAGCAUUGGCAAUGAAGUGGCAGUUAUUGCUUCACCGCUGAGAUCUCAGAUGAUGGGGACCCAAACCGAGGCACGUCUGGGCAUGGAUGAAGUGGCAGUUAUUGAGAGAUCCCUUCUGGGGCUGAAUGCAGAUGAGGUCCACGUGUGUGGGGAGGGAACAGCCAUUGAUCUGGUGAAGGAGAUGACGCUAGCCACAGGAGACGAGAUGGAGGUGAAGCAGUACAAAAGAUUGACAACGCUCACCUACACCAAUAAACCUGUUGAAUCUUUUGACAAUGUCCUACCAGGAGAUUGCAUUGUGUGUUUCAAGAAGAACGACAUCUAUCAUGUCAGUCGACAGCUGGAAAUGCGAAAUAAGGAAUGUGCCGUCAUUUAUGGAGGACUCCCGCCUGGAACCAAGUUGGCGCAGUCCAAGAAGUUUAAUGACCCAGAUGACCCCUGCAACAUAAUGGUUGCCACGGAUGCCAUAGGGAUGGGGCUGAAUCUCGCCAUCAAGCGCAUCAUCUUCUACACCAUGAUAAAGCCCCACAUGAACGAGGAGGGCGAGAUGGAGAUGAAGGUGAUUAGUACGUCCCAGACGCUGCAAAUAGCAGGCCGUGCUGGGAGGUACAACACAGCAUAUGAGAAAGGGGAGGUAACUACCUUCAAAAAAGGCGACCUGCAGCUUCUAGGCGACGCAGUCAGCAAGAAUGUGGAGCCAUUGCAACAGGCAGGUUUGCAUCCAACAGCAGAACAAAUUGAAUUGUUUGCGUACCACCUGCCUAAAGCCACUCUCUCCAACCUGAUUGACAUCUUCGUCUCCCUGUCCGUGCUGGACAAGGACAAGUACUUCCUUUGUAAUGUCCAGGACUUCAAGUUCCUGGCUGAUCUGAUCGAACAUGUACCCCUUCCACUCCGAGCUAAAUAUGUCUUCUGCUGUUCUCCAAUUCCAACCAAACAACCGUUUGUCUGUACCAUGUUUCUCAAGUUUGCUCGUCAGUUCAGCCGGAGUGAGCCACUCACAUUGUUAAAGCUUCGGACCCAGAUCAACUGGCCUUUCGCCCAACCAGCCACCAUCAACGACCUCAUCCAUCUGGAGGGGGUGUUCGAUGUCCUUGACCUCUACUUGUGGCUCAGCUACCGUUUCCAGGACAUGUUCCCCGAUACGGAGCCUGUGAGGGACAUGCAGAAGGAACUGGACGUCCUCAUCCAUGAAGGAGUAGCUCACAUCACCCAGUUACUUAAGGUCAGCAAGAACAUGUCCACUGUCACAUCGGACUUCAGGGACGAUUUUGAAAUUGAAAGAAAAAUCCAGACAUUUGAGAGAAAUGAAACCGAUCCCGAAAGAAGUGACUUUGAAUUGGCUUCAAAAUUGUCCAGCGAUGACAGACACAAAUGGGAAAAACCCAUCUCUGGGGAUCUACAACGGAUUAUUAAAUCAAAUGACACAAGUGUGGUCUCAGAAGGAGACGCAGCAGUGCUGUAUAACUUGGCUAAACAGGGUGUGCUGACUCACAAACUUGUCAAGGCAUUUCAGGAAAAUGUCAACAGCAACAAGAAAUACCCAAAGAAAAGGAGCUUUAGAAAGAAGAAAAAAUGAUUUCAGGGAAAUGGACAAACUUGUGAGAUUUUAUUUUGAAGAAAUAUGUGUCUGACUCAAUGGUGAGGUGCUUUUGUCUCUGACAUAGUGUACGGUUAUAUAAGUGUGGUCUGUAUACUAUGCAGUCUGGUCUAGGCAGUCUAGUGAGUUAGUGUUAAAAGGAACAAUGUCUUUCAAUGGAUUCAAUCAGAUGGAUGCAGGGUUUAUGAAAGAGGGAUAUGAAUUGUUGAUUACAUCAACUUUUCUGGGAAGGUCAGGGGUGGAAAUAAUUAUAAAAUUGCUAGUGUACGCCGGUACACUGGCACAUGUGAAAUCACUUGCCCUGAUAAUUUUUCCACUAUACCAGCCGUUUUCUU
Messenger RNA from Haliotis rubra (blacklip abalone), 2821 nucleotides. RefSeq names its product ATP-dependent RNA helicase SUPV3L1, mitochondrial-like. NCBI's taxonomy places the organism in Eukaryota, Metazoa, Mollusca, Gastropoda, Lepetellida, Haliotidae. The transcript has 16 exons. Gene Ontology annotation, molecular function: RNA helicase activity; hydrolase activity, acting on acid anhydrides. Gene Ontology annotation, biological process: RNA catabolic process; mitochondrial RNA 3'-end processing. The coding region runs from base 120 to 2465 and encodes 781 amino acids. The record is from RefSeq and is a predicted model, not a curated record. Gene Ontology annotation, cellular component: mitochondrial degradosome.